Messenger RNA from Aspergillus calidoustus, 2612 nucleotides. NCBI's taxonomy places the organism in Eukaryota, Fungi, Ascomycota, Eurotiomycetes, Eurotiales, Aspergillaceae. The record is from the annotation of a GenBank genome assembly.
AUGAGGCUAUGGUGUGACAGCUCCUGUCAUCUUCAACCUCAGCCAACUCACCUUUGUCUUAUCCUCAAAUUGUUUGCCAACCUCAGUAUACUAUUAACCGUAUAAUAGAAGCUGUCCUGAGCUUCCGAAACUUGAAAUGAUCUGAAUCCACUCUUGAAUCAUCGACUCGGAAAACGCGCUCAACAAGCUCAGCCUAAGUACUGCUAGUACCCCUAAAUACACUCAAUUCAUUCACCAUGAAUCUUUUCUCCGGAUCCAAAGCCCUUAGCUGGUGUCUUUGCAUCUGGGCCCUAUUAUAUGCCACAGCUUUAGGCUUCAUUCCACUGCCCAAGCUUCGAGGUGUCGUCCAAUCAUCCCUUAGCCCAGCUGAAGCUUCGGAGUCCGCUGAACCCCUCCCUAAACGGGUUGCAAUCAUCGGGGCUGGUGCCGCUGGUGCAUCCACCGCCUACUCACUGCGAAAGUAUGCUGAAGAACAAGGCGUUCAACUCAACAUUACUGUUUUCGAGCGUGCUGAUUAUGUUGGAGGCCGCUCAACGACAGUCAAUGUGUUUGAUAACCCAGCUUAUCCCAUUGAGCUUGGGGCUUCGAUAUUCGUCGAAGUGAAUUACAACCUCGUCAAUGCAUCCAAAGAUCUUGGCCUCGGUGUUAAGAGCGCCGGCUAUGAGCGCCCCCAUGAGACAGCAGAAGUUCUCGGCGUCUGGGAUGGGAAGGAGUUUGUCUUCGUGAUGGAAGAGUCCUCCAGCUGGUGGAAUAUUGCAAAGCUCAUCUGGCGAUAUGGCUUGGCCCCGGUGCGGACCCAGAACCUGAUGAAGAGCACCGUCAACAAGUUCCUCCAGCUCUACAACGAGCCAAUGUUCCCCUUCCAGUCUCUUACUGCAGCUGCUGCCUCAGUAGGACUUUUAGAUGCCACAUCCACCCCGGGAGCCACAUUCUUGACGAAAAACAGCAUUGGCGAUGACUUCGCCCGUGAAAUCAUCCAGGCCAGCACACGGGUCAACUACGGGCAGAACAUACCCUUGAUCCACGGCCUCGAAACCAUGGUCUGCAUGGCAACAGACGGCGCCGUAGCCAUUGAGGGCGGAAACUGGCGCAUCUUCGACGGGAUGCUCAAAUCCGCUGGCGUCGACCUCCGCCUCAACCACACCGUAAGCACCAUCACACGGAACGUGGACAAAAACACCGUAACCCUCGACUUCUCGGACCAGCGACUCAAACGGAUCCACGCCGCCGACUUUGACGAAGUCGUCAUCGCAGCUCCAUAUCAGUACUCGGGCCUCACCGUCAACCCUCCACUUGAACGCACGCCCGACACAAUCCCCUUCCAAACCCUGCACGUAACCCUCUUCUCCUCUCCGCACCGCCUCUCCUGGAAGUACUUCAACCUCAAGGGUCCAUCGGAGCAUACACCCGAGACGAUCCUCACCACGCUCCCACGGGGUACAGACCUCGGCGACACGGAAGAAGGCGUCGGGCCCGCCGGAUUCUGGAGCAUAAGUACCCUCCGCACGGUGACCACCGAGAACAAGGAAACGCACUACGUCUACAAGAUUUUCUCGCCCGCUCGCCCAACAGCAACCUUCAUCAACGACAUCCUAGGCAUCCAACAAUCCGACUCAACAUCAGCAAACUCAGGGUCAGACCCUGACUACUCCGUCAUCGGCGACAUCCCCAAGGAAGACGUAAGUUGGUUCUACGAGAAAUUCUGGCACCCGUACCCGUUCAUGUAUCCGCGUGUCACAUUUGAGGAUCCGAUCCUGGCUCCUAGUGUUUGGUAUACGGGCGGGAUUGAGAGUUUCAUUUCGACAAUGGAGACGAGCGCGUUGAUGGGGAAAAAUGUUGCUGCAUUGAUUGCGAGGUCCUGGGAGGACCAGGAUGAGGAUGGGGAGGUCAAAGGGCUGGAUGAUGCGCCGGUCGAUGAUGAGAGGGUUGAGCUUUGAUUCCGGCUUGAUCGACGUCAUACUCCUGGGUCCUGGCAGGACGUAGUAGACAAUAUACACUAUUUUGAAUAGCUGCUUGGACUUCUACCAUGAACUACAGGCCUGGUCAUAUACUCGAUGGUCAGAUGUCAAUAUUGACUCUGUCAAUUGAUUCAUGUAUUCAUUAGUUGUAAUGUAAUGUAGCUGUCUGUAAAAGACAGUAUAGCAAAAGCCAAAGGCGGUUAAAGCCUUUGGGAUCACGGCAAACUUUUCCUGUUGAAGAAGGUGUUGAAGAAGCCAUCCCAGUGCUAUGUUUUUAUUCACAUGCUCAUGCAUAUCCAUGUCCCGUGACCGCGUAAGGUUGAAAAAGCAGACCCGUAAACCCCGUUAAAACACUCCCUGCAACCCGAUUUUAUGCGCAAUGAUGUUGAACUCGUAAAGAAAAUAAUGAAAGAAAGUAGCAAACAAACGAGAAUUGGUAUCAUAUCCAAGCUGUGGGGGUUGACCCCAGGUGAUAUCAACCCGCUUAGACGGGGAGAGGGAAGGAGCUGGCCCACUGGGAAACCUCCUUGCGGAGCUCGAGGAUCUCGGGGACAGUCUCAGAGGCAACCUUGGCCUUGAAAUCCUUGAGCUUGUUGGCCUCCUUGGGCAGCUCACCCUGGACCUUCUUGCACAGGUUGAUGGACUGGUCGAUGU